Molecule: messenger RNA, 1812 nt
Organism: Dicentrarchus labrax (European seabass)
Lineage: Eukaryota; Metazoa; Chordata; Actinopteri; Moronidae
Exons: 3
Coding region: 339-1799 (486 amino acids)
Source: RefSeq, a predicted model, not a curated record
AAAAUAAAUCGUUUUAUGAUGGGACAAAGGAUAAAGUUUGCUUUGGAGGCACACAUAAAAUAUCAUGGUUUAGGUUAAAAUCAGUACUUUGUCAAAGUUAGGGAAAUGUGAUGAUUUGAGUUUAAAAUUUGCGGCCUACUCAUCUAAACCUGGGGGGCUUCGUCGUCAUGGUUACAGUAGUGAAGAUGCGGUUAUGGUUACGGAACGAUCAUUGUGAUUCUUUAAAAAAACUAAACAACGUUGACGGUCACAACAGCAGUAUCCCGAGGUGAAGUCUGAUAUUUGGUUGGCCUAACCAUCCAACACGACCAUCUACCCUGGCGGACUUUGAGGAUAUAAUGUUUAAGAUGAUGGAGUGCCGCGGAGACAGAAAGACAAGUGCGACUCGGAGCACCAACACCGACUCGGUGCAUUCAGCAAGACCCUGCAAUGAGGGCCGGGCGGCGGCUCUGCGAUAUGUGGCAAAGACCCUCCUGAACGAGAGGGAGAGGGAGGGGGAGGAAGAGGAAGAUCUCUGCUCCGACUUCCUCUCCUCCUUCAUUAACACCCUGGAGGACCGGCAGUGGGAGAGCAUACGGGAGAGGAUGAGACAACCACUGACACAGACUCACCUGGCCCGGGUGUCCAGGAGGAUCAUCAGGGUGGUGUCUGAGCUGGUUUUCCAACUGCUGGUCCCGGCUCUGAUGGACCGCCUCCAGGCCGAAGACGACUUUCCUGUGGCUUCCAGAGGCUCCAGCAAAUCCUGCAAGUUGCAUGGCAGUCAUAGCGAGGAGGAGACUCAGAGCACAGACAGCAGGCCCACCUCUCACUCAGAUACACCUCUUAACAGAUCCUCCCCUGUGAUGGUGAGACCCUUCAUCGAAGAUCCUGUCCAGAAGUCUUCUGGAGUCAAUGAGGAAAGUCUGGCCAAGUCGUUGGGAAGAUCUAUAUCCCAGUCCUCUGCCAGGAGCAUGCCGGGAAAAGUAGAGCAGCAGGUGAACCAGAGCCCAACUGGGCUCGGUGCCUGCACCCCUCCUCUUGAAAGCCAUGCUGAGGUCUGUGCAGAUCAGGCCCAGGAACAGGUGGCAGAGGUCACGUCUGUCACCGGGAAGGCCUUGAGCUUUGUGGAUGGAGGCUUUGCAGAGGUAGAAUUAUGGCAGGACGUCGAACAGUUUUUGGUACCGGCAACAGAGGAGGUGAUCUCAGCUAUCAUUAAAAGCAUGGACGUCUGUCAAGAGAAGAUAGAAGCAGGCGCAGAGACAGAAAAAACUGCAACGAAAAUCCUGAAACACCUGGCCAUCAAAAUGAGAUCCUCAGAAUUUACAGAGGAAGAGACCCAAAACAGAUAUCUGGACCAAUUUGAUCUGGAAAGUUUGGAAGACUUUGAAAAGGACUUCUUUUGCAACUUCACACACCUUCACGAGAAACUUCAGUGCUCCAUCAGCAAAGUGAGAACAGCCUUUAAAAAUAGAGAAAGAGAUGGAAAAACACUGCAGACAAACCCUGAAGUCAGAGAGGGAUCACCUCUUCAGGGCAUGAUGAUAACUUAUCCGAUGACCGUGUGCUCUCAGGAUGUAGUCAAAGACCUAUCAUGCAGGAGGUUUCGUCAUACCAGCCUGAAGGAACUGAAGGAAUUCCUCAUGAGGUCAGUGCAGACGUUUUUCUCACAGAACUUCGGGGCAAUGGCCCCUUCGCUUGAACUCUGCAUGGCUUCUGUGGACUCUGUGGCCUCAGAGAUGCUGGAUGUUGUGGUGAACAGUGUAAAUCAAACUGUGCCAGCCACAGCCAACGGAAUCUACCCUUCCUUGGCAACAGUCUGAAAACACCACAGUG